Messenger RNA from Arachis stenosperma, 3882 nucleotides. RefSeq lists its product as uncharacterized. Bases 1 to 3882 code for a protein of 1293 amino acids. The transcript is spliced from 4 exons. Lineage: Eukaryota; Viridiplantae; Streptophyta; Magnoliopsida; Fabales; Fabaceae. The record is from RefSeq and is a predicted model, not a curated record.
AUGGGAGGUGUGCAGGGUUCAGCUGGGGUGAAUGGGGGCGAUGAAACCAAUUUCGAUAGUGGGGAGGGGGACGCUGGACGAGCCAGGAGGGCGGAACAGAUACGGUCGCCGGCGGAUGGUGUGGCUGGUGGGCAGGGGUACGGUCAGGGAAGGAGGGAUGCGUGCGUGGUCCAUGUCGCGGCGGGGGGCGACGGUGUGGCUAUGGACUUGGCGAGUGCGGAGGGGGAUGCCGGACGGGCAACUCCGACUGAGCAGGGGCGGUGGGUGGCAGUACCGGAUGGAGUCGAGACUGACACCCAGGGGUAUGAGCAGGCACCGGUUGUGGGUGCAGACGCGGUAGGCGAGCCUUGCGAUGAUCCUGAGGGCAUGUGGCAGAUGCGGGCGGCUCGGGAAGGAUUUGUGGGCGGUGGGAGGGAGGACCAGGACACACAGAAGUACAUGGAUGGAUUGGGAGGGAUGGCGAUAUAUUUGGGGGCGGCCCGAGGAGAAGAAGCGAACGUACAGGGAUUGGGUAGGGAUGAUGAAACAUGUGAGGAAGGGGCUGGAUCUGGAACGGGUGGCAGCGGACGCUCUGAGGGAGAGGAUAAAGGCAUAUCCAUGGAAGCACAGGCUAAGGAAGAUGAGGUUACCUGGGCACUGGCGGUGGAAUCUGGUGCUGUGCUGUAUGAUGAGGAAGUGGAUAUCAUGAGUAUUUUGAAGGCUCAGAAUGAAAAAAUAGAGAAAAAAUGGAAGAUCGCAAAACAAAAAGAAAAGGCAAGAAGGAGUCGUCCAAAGAACAAACAUAAGGGAGGCAAAGCGGGUGGUGUGGGAGGAAUUGAGCUAUAUAUCAGAUCGAAAAAGGUUGUAGAGUUUGCCGGGUUCAGCGGAAGAAUUAAGAGUUGGAUGCAAGACAUGCAGUUGGUGGAUCUUCCCCUUACUGAUAGGAAGUUCACUUGGUUUAGAGGUCAAUCUUGUAGCAGAAUUGAUAGGGUGCUGGUUAAUAUAGAAUGGGUGGAGGAGUUCCCUGACAUUAGGCUGAAAGGGGGGCCAAGGGGAUUGUCUAAUCACUGCCCGUUGAUUGUGGAGGAUAUAAGAGGAAGACGGGGGCCUAGACCAUUCAGGAGUCUGGAUUCUUGGUUUACCCAUGAAGACUUUCUGAGGACGGUAAAAAAUGAAUGGCGGACAUUGGGUGAAGGUCCGUUUAUUGGGAAACUGAAGGCUUUGACACUACCGUUGAGACAAUGGCACAAGGCUAACUUUAGUGAUAUGGAAAACAGACUCACACAGUUUGAGGAAGAAAUUAAGAAGUUGGACGAGAAGGUCAGUGAAGGGAUUUAUGAUGGUACAACGGAGACUAGAAGGAAGGCGCUGGUGAGAUUUUGUGAAAAAUGGUACAUUAGGAAGGAAAUCCAUUGGAAGCAGAUGUCUAGAUCUAAACAUGCAAGAGAUAUGGACAGAAAUACUAGGUACUUUCAUAAUAUUGCAUCGGCUAGAAGGCGGAAUAACAGGAUUGAUGCUCUGAUGAUCCAGGGACGGCUUGUGAGGAAUCAGGCAAGGAUAAAGCAUGCAAUAAGGGGAUUUUAUAAGGAACUGUACCGGCAGGAGUAUGUACCAAGGAUUGGUGUUCGGGAUGGGUUGUUGCCGCAAAUUGAUGUAGUUGAGUCAGAAGCAUUGGAGGUUUUACCGUCUGCAGAGAAAAUUAAGGAGGCAGUAUGGGAUUGUGAAUCAUCGAAGGCCCCAGGUAGUGAUGGUUACAAUAUGAAUUUUAUCAAGAAAUGUUGGGAAGAGAUUGGUCAGGAGUUCACGGGGGCGGUAAUGGAUUUCUUUCAAAAGGCAACGUUACCAUCAGAUGUGAAUAUAACUUGGGUGACGCUGGCCCCAAAAUUCUUGGGUGCUAAGGAAAUCAAGGAUUUUAGGCCGAUUAGUUUGGUGGGAUGCGUUUACAAGGUGAUCUCGAAGGUGAUGGUGAGAAGAAUGAGGUCAGUUAUGCCGGGCUUGGUGGGUGAGACUCAGACUGCAUUUGUGAAAGGUAGAAAAAUACAUGAUGGUGCUCUCAUAGCAUGUGAGACAGUUCAUUGGCUCAAGGCAAGGAGAAGGAAAGCGGCUAUUAUUAAAUUAGAUUUUCAUAAAGCGUAUGAUAGAGUCAGAUGGAGCUUCGUGGAUAUAGUGCUACAGAAAAUGGGAUUUGGACAGCGUUGGAGGAAUUGGGUAAAAGAGUGUGUCAGUACGGCCACGAUGUCUGUCCUAGUGAAUGGGUCACCUUCUAAACCAUUCAACAUGGAAAGAGGCCUCAGACAAAGGGAUCCCCUUUCUCCAUUUUUGUUCGUCUUGGUGGUCGAUGUGUUGAAUAGGUUGGUAGGAGAAGCGGUAAGGAAUGGGCGUAUUGAACCGCUGCUAGUAGGAGGUGAGCAUAUCGAAUUGUCGCACUUGCAGUUUGCUGAUGAUACGAUUCUGUUUUGCCCCCCAGAAUGGGUAGAUAGUGCCUGUGGUUUGUUGGGAUGUAAGCAAGCGGUGCUACCUGUAAGGUAUCUCGGGAUUUCUUUGGGUGCGAACCCUCGGUUGGCGAAGACUUGGAAACCGGUAAUUGAUAAGGUGGAAGAGAAACUCAGCCUCUGGAAAGCAAAGGUCCUAACCAAAGCGGGUAAGCUUGUUCUUAUUAGAUCAGUUUUGAAUAGCCUUCCCAUAUACUACCUCAGUCUAUACAAGAUGCCAAAGGCCGUUGCGAAUAAGCUGAUUGCAUUGCAAAGGAGAUUCAUGUGGUGUAAGGGGGAUGGUAAUGACGGGAUCCCGCUAGUUAAGUGGGAGUUGGUUCAGGCACCAAGAAAGGCUGGUGGUCUGGGGGUUGGAGAUGCGGUGCUCCGGAAUACAGCGCUUUUGUUUAAGUGGUGGUGGAGAUUUUCUAAAGAGGAGUGUCCCUUAUGGAAAAGGAUUGUCUGCUCGUGCAACAACCUGAAGCCUGAUGUAAUGCUAGUAAGUCAGAAACUACCAGAUAAAGGAGGGCCCUGGAAAGACAUAUGUAAUCUUAAUGUAAAGGAGCAGAGGAUAAAAGACAAAAUGCUUACUAGCCUGGCGAUGGAGGUAGGGAAUGGGAGGAAUAUCCUGUUUUGGGAAGAUAAUUGGCUACAAGGGGGCCCCUUGAAGGUGGCUUUUCCAAGAUUAUUUUCUGUUUCGAAUCAGCAGGGAUCGAUGUUAGGGGAUUGUGGAUUUUGGGAUGGAUUUGAGUGGAUCUGGAACUUUCAGUGGCGGAGAGAGUUGUUCCAAUGGGAGCUGGAACUGGUCCAUCAACUUCAUGAGCGGUUAAGACCAGUGAAGCUGUCAGAUGGAAAAGAAGACACUUUGGUUUGGAAGUUUGAUAGUAAAGGGGUUUUUUCUACUAAGUCGGUGCUGCAGGUCCUACAAUCGGAGACUCUGUCAGAUGAGAUAACGAGCUACAGUUUCACAAGUUCAGUAUGGCGAGGGAUGGUACCGCCAAGAAUUGAGUUGUUUGGGUGGUUUGUGCUCAUUGGUAGAGUGAAUACUAAAGAGAGAUUGAGUAGACUAGGCGUUAUAAGACUCAGUGAUACUCUCUGUGUACUAUGUAAGAAGGAGAUAGAGUCGGUGGAGCAUUUGUUUCUUCUCUGUGAGUUCACAUGGCAGGUGUGGUGCAGGUGGGUAGAGUCUUUUGGGGAGGUUUGGUCUAUGCCUGGAACCGUAAAGGAACUGUUUGAGAGGUGGACUGGUCGGCAUAAGCGGAAACAAGAGCAGAAGAUAUGGUUGCCGGGAUUCUUUGCAGUUAUUUGGAACAUUUGGGUGGAACGCAAUGCUAGGAUUUUUCAGAAUCAGGAAACAGUGGUGGACUUUGUACUAAGUAAGACUUUACAGAGUUACAACGAAUGGACUGACAGUGUAUCCUUUGGUGGUUGA